GUUCUACAGGUAGAUGAUUGCCCUAACCUUCUCCUUCUCCAUCUCGACGGAGACGGGAGUUCUAGUCCAUACACACAGUCCGCCUCCAUCGCUAUACCUUCUCCUUCAUCAGGGAUGAGUUCCUGGGUUGACUAGGUUCCAGAACCCUUAAAAUAAAGAAUUAAGAGAUGGAUCUGGAGACGGAAAAUAGAAUUGCUGCGAUUCUGAUGAAAGAGGCAGCAGAAUUGCGGCGACAAGCUGCAAGAGAUGGAGUGGAUGCAUAUCUUCGGCCUAACGUAAGGGGUCGGCCAAAUUCACGUUUCCUCACUGCAACUGUUCUUGGUGUACAACAGUCUAAUCGAGCCGUUGAAGUAAAUGAGAUGUGGCGGGCACGUCAGAAGGAGAAAGAAAUGGAUGACAGGGUUAAGAAAUCCGAGAAACGAGAUAGAAGUAAUGGAGUUAGAGAUUCCCAAAAGGAUGUAAGGUUUGAGGAUUAUGAAAGGAACCGGACUUCUAUCUGCUCUUCAAGCAAAAGCACAAGUGAAGAUGGACUAAGGGACAAAGAAAUCGAGGAAUUCUUGCACUCAAGGGCCAAGCGUGGUAGGGGUGCAGUUGGGUCCAGGAUGGAUGAGACAGGUCCAUACCUCCCUGAUUCCAAAGGAAAGAGCGCGGAUGACAUAGGAUAUAGAGAAAGCUGGGAUAAUCGAGCUAUUUUAGGUCCAGAAAAGCCUCCUAAUCUGAAGUCAAACUCAUAUUCGGAUGAAGAAAGAGAGAGAAGGGGUAGCAGAAAGCAUAAAUCAAAAGAGAAGUCUAAAGAUAAGAAAAAGAAAAGGGAGAAGAAAAGAAGUAAACAUCACAAGUAAGAUUAUCUUAUCUGUAAUCUGUACAGUCAU
Molecule: messenger RNA, 872 nt
Organism: Cynara cardunculus var. scolymus (artichoke)
Lineage: Eukaryota; Viridiplantae; Streptophyta; Magnoliopsida; Asterales; Asteraceae
Exons: 5
Coding region: 168-842 (224 amino acids)
Source: RefSeq, a predicted model, not a curated record